AAGAAGGGGGAUCCGACCAUAAGAAGUGAAGAAAACGCAGUGGAGCUAACGGUGUCUAAAAGUGAAUCCCUUCUUCUCGUGUUGUCCCCUCUCACAUGAGAGCCGUGAACAGGGACGCGUGUGUUUGCCUUUGUUUUGAGUAUUUUGUUCCUUCCCAGACUGAGAGGACUUACACCAUCAGAGGCGAUGAGAUGUGAGUGAGCUAUGCCUUGUGGAAAUGGACAGACUUUAACCAAGCGAAAACAUGGCGUCUGCGUCCCGAGGCUUAGCUUCUUCUCCAGUCUGCUUGUGGCGCUCUGCUGCCUGGGGGCAUGGGGCUCCGGGCCUGCGGGGGACGGCGGCCGGAGCUGCAGCCCCUGUCCCGUCAACUGCAGCUGCACGCCGGCGGGGCCCCUGCCGUCCUGCGCCGUCAACUGCUCCCACCUCGGGCUGGAGAGGGCCCCGGCAGCGGCGGACAUCCCGCCGGACACCACCGUGCUAGACCUUUCCAGGAACCACAUCUCCUCCCUUGAUACCAGCCUGCUAGAUCGUCUCACUGGCCUCCGAGAGCUGUAUCUCCAAGGAAACAAGAUCAAAGUUCUCCCGAGGGGAGUAUUCUGCUGCGGACCGCUGUCAAUCCUCGAUUUGAGCAACAAUCUCAUCGCCACCAUAGAAGAAAGAAUAUGUGACAACCUUUGCAACUUAACUCAAAUUGACCUGAGCAGUAACCCCUUUGAUUGUGACUGUAAGCUGUUUCGGCUGGUUAGCUGGCUCCAGGAGAAAGGGGUGCGGGUUCGACGCCCGGACGCCAUGCUCUGCAACCAUCCUCCUGAGCUGCGACACCGACCCCUGCUCAACGUCAGCCUGCUCACCUGUGGUCUGAACUAUGCAGCUUGUUUUGAGGACAGCAGCAGUGGAGGAGGGGGACGGAGCGAGCUUGUUAUCUUCUCUUCCUCCACACCCGGAAACUUCACGCAGAAACAGUGUAACAGUGUGUGUUUUGCUGCAUCCCACCGCUACGGGGGCUUGGGGGAUAGGCACGAGUGCCUCUGCAGCACGAACUCGGAGCCGAACUUGAUCAGCGAGUCUCAGUGUUCUGCCGCCUGUACAAAGCCCCAUGUAAUGAAGGAAUGCGGGUGGGCUCUGGCUGAUGUCGUGUUUGCGGUGGACUUCGCCGUCUCACUGAAGUUUCUCUCACUGAAUUCUCUCCCACUGCAAAGCGUGCACGACCACAUCAGUUUCUCCGCUGCGUCCUCCGUCACUCCAGUGAUGCUAACCUGGGACUUUGGUGACCAUUCUCCUCGGGUCGAACAAGCAGGAACAGAGGUCACAGCAGCAACUCACAAAUACGGACUUCCAGGACAAUAUUUGAUCAGUUUGACGGCCUCGGCUGGACGCAAGGGGGUCUUUGCAAGCGGAGAAGUGACCGUGACCGUGACACUUCCUCCCAAACUGGAGCUGCGCUGUCCUCCUCUGGCUGUGGCCAAUAAGAGCCUAGAGUUCACACUUGUCAGCUGGGGGGCUGUCGGCGUGGAUGUGGACUGGAAGAUUUCCAAGGAUGGUGUCCAAGUUGCCAAAGCCUCCCCUCACUGCACAAAGGAUGGGAGGUACCACGCCGAGUCCUCACGCUGUUUCCAGAUCGCUCCAGAGGAGUUGAGCUGGACAGAUGCUCGACAGCAGUGUUCAGACCGCGGCGGGGACCUGUCCUCGGUCCCACUCGACGCGCUGCGUACCCUUCUGUCGCCCAAAGUCCCACAGGAGCGAGGUGUGGGGCUGGAUGUCGACUUUCCAGCUAAGUUGCGCUCGGUGAACGGCUCCGAGGCCCAGGACGGGUCCCUCGAUCAACGUGCUCAGACUAAUUCACACCAAUUCAACGCUAAGGGGGCUUAUGUUUGCCAGUUUAGCCCCCAAGUGCGUGUUCCAGAUGCAGGGAUUUACACUGUUGGCCUGGCUGUGUUUCCCUCCCAUAAUCCCUUGCACCAUGCCCUGCCCGCUACGCUCUCGGCGCCACAGCCUCCCACAGGUGGCAUAGAGGUGCUGUUGUUCCCGGCUCUGAGCUUUGUUCAGGCAGGCCGUCUGUCCUCCCUGGAGUUUCUCACUCAGCAGCUCAGCUCACAAGUCCAAGUCCGAUUCCAGACCUACAGACCUCACUGUCAUUACCCCGGCCUGCACCUGCUGCUACCCGGCUGUGGAGGUCCGGCGUGUUCCCCAGUGGCCGUCUGCGUCUCCAAUGAGACGAGGGGUGACGACCCCCCCCCCUGCCCCCGAUUGGAGCAGUGGUGCCCCUUCCAGCGGCGCUGCCUGUCCCUCGCCAGUCCCUGCCCCCCCUCCUCCUGUCCAAACUGCACAGCAUCUCACCGCCUGCCCCCUGGGGCGCUGAGGCCCAGAUACACCCUGCAGAAUGAGGUGGUCUUCAACCUACUGGCAGGACCAGCUGCACACGUUCAGGUACAAGAGCAGCUGGAGGACCUCUUGGUUUCCCGUGGUGAUGUCAUCGCCCUGCAGCACGACGCUGGCCCCGCCUCCCUUCUCCGUUGCCAAUCUUCCCCACUCUCACUGUGGCAGCAACCUGUCUUAGCCCUCAACCAAUCAGAGUGGUUCUGGAUCAACAACACCGGACGGUCACCAGGCACCUCAGCCGAGGGCGACCCUCUGCCGGACCCUGAGCUGGAUGUGAGGGCGCUGGUGGAGGACGGAGAGGGGGGCUGGUUGGAGGAGGUGGUCUGCCCUGUCAGAGUGCUCUCUGUGGGACACAGUGAGACCCAGCUGCAGGGAGCACAGCUGUCCGCAGGUCUCCCUCAGCCCGGACUCUACAGCCUGCUGGUGACUUCAGUUGAGCCGUCAUACCCAGCCUCAGCAUCAUGCUCGUUGCGUGUGGUGCCUCCUCUGGGCUUGACGGUCCUCCACCCCCCUCCCCAGAAUGGCACCCUCUACCUGCAGCCCAACGACACCCGGCUGCUGCUCCGCGUCCGCUCCAGCUACCUAACAAAGGCCUUUCGGCGCAACAGCAAUCACAGCGUGACUUUCCAGCCCGACUGUCCCAAAGAGUUUUCCUCCAACGCAGCGCUCUGCCGGCCCGGGCCUGGCUCAGGGUCGGGGGGGGAGGUCCCAGAGCCCAGCCUGUACGCAGUGCUGGAUCUGAGCCUGGACACAGAGGAGCAGCGCAGUACAGUGCAGGUGGAGCUGGAAGCCCAUAAUAAUGUAACGGAGGCCAGUCUGUCUGUGGUCAUCCACCUGGAGGAGCCCCUCAGAGAACUGAUGGUGCAGCCCAACCCUGAACACAGGGUGCUGAUGGAGUCAGUCGUGAGCUACACAGCCUCAGUGCGUGAAGGCUCCAAUCCCACUUUUAAAUGGACAGUGGAUGACAAGCCGUACUUCACCUACUACAACACUGUGCUCAACGUCAUCUACCAGCACGCUGCCAUCUACAAGCUCACAGUGACGGCCUUGAACCAUGUCAGCUCCCUCACAGAGCAUUUCAACGUGACCGUGGACCGGCUGCAGCCCAUGGCCAACCUCACAGUGAAGGGAGUGCCCGACGUGGUCCCUCAGGGCUCCACCCAGACCCUCACCACCUCUGUGCUCGUCGACAUGUCGGUGGCCGCCACCUUCCGAUGGUCUUUUGGUGAUGGAGGAUAUGAGGAAUUUGACUACAAGCCUCCUUACACCACCUCCCUUCGCUGUCCAAACUCUCAGGUCCUUCUAAGCAACAACGUUACCUAUAUUUACUCUCAGCCAGGGAUAUACACAGCGCUGGUGUCCGUGUCCAACCGCUAUGAGAACAUCAGUCAGAGCAUCAACAUGAGCGUCUACAGCAUCCUCACUCGUGUCGAUAUACAAACAGAGCCACAACUCCUCCUCACUGACAAAUCAGCCGAGUUCGAGGCUCACCCUCUGCCCUCGCCCUAUGGCAUUCACUACGACUGGCGCUUUGGAGACGGUUCUCCCCCGAUACAAGGUCGCCGCGUGGCACACACCUACGCACAGAGCGGCAUCUUUAACGUCUGCGUAUCGGUAAACAACACCAUCAGUUCUAUGGAGGCUUGUGCCGAGGUGUUUGUGUUCGAGGAGAUUGCUGAUUUGACGGCUAAGAGCUCCUCUCCUACAGAGCUUCACAGUCCCACCGUAGUACAGGCACGGCUCGGGUCAGGUAAUAACAUCACAUGGACGUUCUCCAUGGGAGACGGGGAAAUCUACACGACAUCGACACCUCACAUAUCACACAAAUACGUCACAGAGGGCAACUACACAGUGAAUGUGACGGCAGCCAACACUGUGAGCUUUGGCUGGAUUCCAGUCUCAGUGCAGGUAUUCGUCUUCCAGGUUGUGAGGAUGGAGCCUUCAGGGUGUGUCCAAGAGCGGACCCUGGUUAACUUUCAGGCCUGGGUGUCCGGUAAUGCAUCAGCUCAUCUUUAUGAAUGGAGCUUUGGGGACGGGAGUCCAAACGAGACACACCAGGGCAACCCCACAGUCUCCCACACCUACCGGACGAGCGGGAAGUACCACCUCUCUCUGCGCCUCUCCAGCGGGGUAAACAAGGCCACCAAGGCCAACUUCUUCAACUGGAUGUGUGUGCAGCCAGCUCUUACCAACAUCAGCCUCAGCCUUGAUAAAUCCCACUACGCUGUUGGGGAGAAAAUCUCCUUCCAGGCCAGAGCCCAGCCAGAAUCAAACUACAGCUACCAGUGGGACUUUGGUAGAGGGGAAGACCUCAUGCCCAUCACAAAUUCUGGGAAUACCGUGCAAACAUAUAAACACCCAGGCCAUUACAAUGUGUCAGUGGUUGUCUUCAAUAACAUCUCCGCCAGUAACACCACUGUUGUGAUUGAGGUUCUGAUGCCUGUGGGUCCAGUUGUUAUCCAACAUAAUGGAACAAAGAACAAUAACCUAACACUUAAAGCACCAUACGCUUUCACAACCUCUUCCAUGGCUUCCAAUGUCACUUACAUCUGGAAAUUUGGGGACGGAAAUGUGCUAACAGGCCAGAAUAUCCUCUACACGUUCAACACCUCUGCCAAGUACAAUAUCUCACUGAUAGCGGCCAACACAGUUAGCAGGAAUCACACUAUCUUACCUGUCACUGUGCUCGCGCCAAUCCGCGGGUUGAGCGUCAACGCCAGUUUGGUAAAUGUCCCUCUCAAUGCCUCCGUCCACUUCGAGGCCCAAAUGGAGGAAGGAGAUGAUGUCCGCUUCUCUUGGAUCCUGUGUGACCGCUGCACUCCAAUCCAAGGCACUCACACCAUGUUCUACACAUUCCGCUCCAUGGCCACCUUCAACAUCAUUGUGACAGCGGAGAACGACGUAGGAACGGCACAAGCGAGCAUCUUCCUGUACGUCCAACGCGAGCUGGAGGGCCUGCAGAUAUUGACGGCGAAGGAGACAGGAGGAGCAGGAUUGGAGGGGGGCUACUUCGCCACAAAUCGCAUCCUCCACCUUCAAGCAGGAUUAAAGGAAGGAACCAACAUGACCUUCACUUGGAAUAUUAUUAAAGACCUAGAACCCCUCGCCUCGAGCUAUAAUAUUAGCGGGAAGACAGUGGAGGUGAAUUUCUCUACACCGGGCCCGUGUCACAUCUAUCUCCGAGCAGCCAACCUGCUGGGCCAGCUGACCAUCAACAGAACCAUCCAAUUCCAGGAGCCAGCAGGAGGGGUGGAGCUGCAGAUCAGCGACAACCCAGUAGCAGUCAACACUCCAACUAACCUGACCGUGCUGAGUGCUCAAGGCACAAACCUGCAGUACAGCUGGUUUGUGAAUGGGGACCCUUUGCACACGUGGAACAUGCACUCGAAGACCCACACCUUCCUCAGUCCUGGCCUAAAGCUGGUUACCGUGGAGGUCUUCAAUAAAGUUAGUUUCAAAUCUGAGUCAAAGAAUGUCAGUGUCCAGGAAGUCAUCUCCGGGCUGGGAUUCACAGCUACCAAUGUGACAACGCAGAGUUACGUAGAGACAGGCGUCAGUGUGAAGCUCCAGGGGGAGGUACUGACGGGGACCAAUGUGUCGUGGACAUGGCUGUUCAAAGGAAAAACAGAAACAGGAAAGAACACUUCUCUGAUUUUCCACGAGGCAAAAACAGCCACCGUUACUCUGAAUGCGACCAACGACGUGAGCAUGGAAGUGGUUUCCAGAGAUUUCGUUGUUCAGGAUAGGAUUAAGGGGUUGGAGCUGAGGGCAAGUAAAAAGAUUGCAGCUCUCAAUGAGACAGUGGAGUUCACCAUAUCUAUGGCAGCGGGCUCGGACGUUCAUUUCAUCCUCAACAUCAGCGGAGAUACAACUCUUCACCCUGAACUCAACCGAACCUACGUCUACAGGUUCACCAGGGUGGAUACGCACAUGGUGAAUCUCACUGGGCGCAACCAGGUGAGUGAUCAGACGAGGCAACUCCACGUGGAGGUGAUGCAGCCGGUGAGUGGACUUUCCAUCCAGGAGAGCGCUGCAGCAAUCCCAGUAGGCGUUAAGACAUCGUUUACCGCCAACAUCCUAACGGGCAAUCCUGUAUCUUUCCUGUGGACUUUUGAUCUGUGCCACCUCCACCAGACGACGCGUAUAGGCAAAACGGUGUUCUACACGCCAGAAGAACCAGGUGGAUUGCUAAUCCACCUGAAGGCCUUGAACGCACUUCAUGAUCAGAUCUUCGAAAAGCAAAUCCUGGUGCAGAACCUGCUGAAAAGUGCCACCCUGCACGCAGCACCCAGCGACACUUUCAUCAACAAGAUGGUGAAGCUGAGCGCCAGUGUCACACCCAGAUCCAAUGAUGUGGAAUGCUUUUGGAACUUUGGCGACGGCUCGUCUCUAGUUCACACAAACCGAACUACUGCAGGUCACGAGUACAGACACCCCGGGCACUACAUGGUGCAAGUGAACUGCAGUAACCUGGUGAGCUCGGUGUCGGCUCAGGUGGAGGUAAACAUCAGCGUGUUGGAGUGCGAGGAGCCAGAAGUGCAGGUGGUUCAAGCCCCCCGUCUGGCCAUCUGGCGCUACCAGUCCACUUUGGUGGAAGCCAGUGUGAACCUGAAAGGCUGUGUACGCUACGGAGCGCAGUACCUCUGGCAGAUACUCUCCACCCCCUCCUGUGAUAAUGAUAAAGACCAGAUUCCUUCUCAGUCUUCGAUCGUGCCAGUGGAGGUGGAUGUGAAGCGGCUACAGCUGUCGUUGCCUAAGAUGACGCUGGCAGCAGGGAACUACACCUUGGUGUUUUCUAUGUCCUACGAGGGCGUUCCGCUAAGGAAGGCCGCCUGUCUGCAGCUCAGUGUCAUGGCUGCCAGGCUGAGGCCCAUCAUAGAAGGGGGCACCUAUAGGGUGUGGUCCAGGACACAGGACCUGAAGCUCAGUGCGGAGCAGUCCUACGAUCCCAACAUGGACCCAAAGGAACAGUCACUACUGAACUACAACUGGGAGUGUCAAAGCAUUUCCAAGGGCACGCAGCACUGCUCCAGUCUGAACUUCGGCCUGGGCAACAACGACCCGGUGCUGGGAAUCUCCGUCUCUGAGCUGGAGGCGGGUGUCGAAUACACCUUCAGACUGACCAUCUACAAAGAAGGCAUGGCACCAGAGUCCACCACACAGACUGUGUUUGUCCAGAGUGGCCAUAUCCCCAUGGUGUCCCUGGAGUGUGUGUCCUGUAAGGUCCAGUCCAUCUACGAGGUCAGCCAGAACUCGUACGUCUACCUCAGAGGAACCUGCACCAACUGCCAGGGCGUUUACCGUGGGCGCUGGAGUGCCAUGACGCUGCAGAACGAGACUUUUGUCCUGGACUACUCCUCCACCACCACAGGAGGUGACGGCAUGAAUCUGGUGCUGCGGCAGGGCUUCCUGCAACCUUGCUCCUACAACUUCACCCUGCAUGUGACCGACGACAGUUUAGAUGGAGAGGGCGCCGCGUCCAUCACUCUGCACCACAACACGCCCCCAGAUGGCGGGAAGUGUCACCUGAGCAGGGAAGGGGAGGAUGGAGUGGCGUACGUGGACAGAGACAGCGCAGACUGGACGAUACACACGCUGUUGGACCGAGUUCACUUCAGCUGCUCAGGUUACAGUGACCUCGGGGUCUCGGAGACUCCUUUGCUCUACAGUUUACUGGUGAAGCGCUGCAGAGAAGAUUACUGCGAGGAGUUCUGCGUGUACAAAGGCAGCAGCCCCGAGCACUCGGCUUUCCUGCCCCCGGGCUUCGGCUCAGCCCACCACUAUGUGAAUGUAUCCAUCACAGUGGAGGACCACCAGGGAGCUUACAUCUUUGCACUCAACAAGUCUAUCAAGGUUCUGUUGCCAGAUCCGCCCCCUGAGUACAAAAGCCUUCCCCAUUGGCUGUAUGAGCUGUCCGACAUCAAACUUAAAAAGCUGUUGGAGCAGGGAGACUCCCAGAGGGUCCGAGAGUUAUCGUUGGCUCUUAUAACAGUCCUGAAUGAGUAUGAGCAGUCCAGGGAGGGGGUCCGGGUUUCCCCAGCAGAGCGCGGUUACCGAGUCAGAGUCCGCAGCAACAUCACCAGAGCGCUGACGGCUCUCGACCUGACCACCGUCAACGACAUCCAGCAGACCUCCGCUGCGUUGGCUCAGUGCACGGCGGUCAGUCGGGAGUUCAUAUGCGAGGAGUGUCAGAACAGCACUCUGAACAAGCUGGAGUCCAUGCUGGAGAUCCUGCAAACUGACACCAAGCAGGGCACCGUCACUCCCACUGAGAUAGCCGACAACAUCCUGAACAUCAUGGGUGAUCUGAUCCAUCAGGUUGGCCAGUCAACAUCACAGUCUUACCUCCAGCCUGCCUACCUGGAUUCCCCCUCACCCCCCUCCAACUCCUCUUUGGAGCAGCACCCUCUGCGAGUGGCGGCCAAAGCUUACAGCCUGUCCUCGGUCCUCAUGCGGAUCCUCAUGCACGCCCGCGUGCUCAAUGAGGAGCCGCUCGUGCUGAGGGGAGCCGAGAUCAUUGCCACGGGAAAACUGGCGGACCCCCAGAGUCUGCUAUGCUACCAUGGCAACAUCAUUCCAGAGUGCCAACGUUUCUCCAUCCCUCAAGCUUUUAACUCCAGUCUGCGCCAAGCGGCUGCAGGAAACGGCAUCAUGCAGCUUCUGUUUCAGGUGGAUUCCAACCCCUUCCCCUUCAACUACGUGGCGAACUACACCGUCUCCACUGAGGUGGCAUCCAUGGAGUUCCGCACUGAAAAUGGAACCCAGAUUCCCAUCUCCGGACUGGACGACAGCCUGGCCAUCACCGUCGCUGUUAACAACGGGAGCAGCGGAGUAGAAUCGGGUCCCGAGGGCUCUGCUGGAGGAGGGGUCCUCCCCAUGGCUGUUAACAUCAGCCACUGCGACUCCGUCAUCGUCAGGGUCAGCACAGGAAACACCAACCGACAGGCGGGGCUGUUUGUUCAGCUCAACUUCACCGCUCAGGAGGAUAACAGAGGGAGGUAUAAAAGAGAAGAGAAGGUGGAGGAGCCGUUCAUCACAGCCUACCUUCAUUCACACGGGAAACCCAACGAUUUGAACUGCACGGAGAGCAAACGCAUCACACUCAGCAUGACCAGGGGGCACGAUCUCGACCACAGGAAGUACACCUUCUUCCUGUCGCCAGAGUCGUACGACACCACUCUGGAUUACUUCAUCAACGUGAGCACGGCCUGCAGCCCCGGCCUGCAGCCUGAGGGUGUUUGCCUGGAGGUCGGGGUGUUUGCCUCCCUGUGUCAGUACUUCAGUGAGAAGGAGAAGCAGUGGCGGACCGACGGCAUGGUUCCUCUGGCAGAGACCAACGCCAGCAGAGCAGUGUGUCGCACCAGGCACCUCACAGCCUUCGCCGCAGGCCUGUUUGUUCCGGCCAACGCCAUCAGCUUUCAAGAGCCGGAGCGUUCUGAUGCAGCAAGCCUGGUGGUGCUGAUGGUGUGUGUGUUGGGCCUACUGAGCUAUGCUGUGGCAGCAGCCAUCUUGCACAAGUUGGACCAGCUGGAUCUACGGCGGGCUGCUGUGGUUCCUCUCUGCGGCCAAGACGGACUCUUCAAGUACGAGAUCCAGGUCAAGACCGGCUGGAGCCGAGGGGCAGGCACCACGGCUCAUGUUGGAGUCAGUUUGUUUGGCCGUGAGAGUCACAGCGGGCACCGCCAUUUAGACAGCAGAGGAGCGUUCACGCGCAACGCCCUCGACAUCUUUCACAUCGCCACGGAUACCAACCUAGGCAGCGUUUGGAAAAUACGAUUUUGGCAUGACAACAAGGGUCUGUCCCCAGCGUGGCUGCUACAGUACGUCUUGGUCAAAGACUUGCAGACAGGAAGCAGCUACUACUUCCUGGUUGAUGAGUGGCUGUCCGUCGACAAUGAAAAGACUGACGGACGGGUCGAGAUUGAAGUAGAGGCAUCAGAGGAGGCGGUGCUCCGUCAGCUGCCCCGCCGUCUGCGCUGUGAGCUGCAGAGGGCGCUGUGUGAGAGUCACCUGUGGCUGUCACUCUGGGAGAGACCCCCCCGCAGCCCCUUCACCCGCCUGCAGAGAGCCACAUGCUGCGCCGUGUUACUACAGCUCAUCAUUCUGGCCAACACACUGUGGUACAGCAUUGUGGUGGACAGGAGAUACAGCCCUCGUCGACCCGUGUCCAGGUUUUCCUCGUUGGACGGAGAGACGGUGGCAGCAGGCGUGGUGACCUGCCUGAUCGUCUACCCUCUCUACCUGCUCGUCUUCACGCUCUUCAGAAUGAGCCGCAGCAAGUGCGUAUCUGUGGAGCAGGUGCCACCACAAAUGGAUCAGGAGUCGGUGGAGAUUGAUGACUUCCUGGAUGACUCCAUUGCUGGAAGUUCUUUCCUGUUUUAUAAUGGCGAGACAAACUCAGAAGAGACACAUCUGGAUUUGCCCACUCCAUCAACCAAAAGCGGGGAGAGUUGGGGCAUGGCUGAGGAGGAGAUGGAGGACCGGGAUUGGCCAGAGCUGUUGAGUGAUGUGUCUGUGGUGGGAGGGGCGGGGCAUGGGGCGGGGCUGCCCAGGCUGAAGAGGGGUCAGGGCAGCAGGCACCUGGGUGUCGACAUGACCUUUAACCCUGACGACCAAGAGGGAACCAACCAGCGCAACAAGCACUUCACCUCCUCAGACGAGGAUCUGAUCAAACACAUCCUGGCAGAUGGACAGAACUUCUUUCCUCAGGCAGAUGAGAGUGAGAUGGCUGACCUGUCGAGCAUUUUCGGAGAUAAGACAGAAGUGAUUCUCCUCCAGAAGCUGAACGAGCCUCUCCCUCUAGAAUCUGUGAGAAGAGACCCACCGAAGACUGCUUUCACCUCAAAUACAGUUGUGACGGACGUGUGUCGACCCAGACGGUUUCCUCCCUGGUGUGGACAGGCCGCUCUGUGGGGCAGCUGGGGGGGGCUCGCUCUGGCCAACGGCGUUUCAAUUUGGGCGGGUCACGGGUUCAGUCAAAACGUGUCCAUGAUGUGGCUCAUCUCCUGCUUCGCCAGUUUCCUGUGUUCCUGCCUGCUGUUGGAGCCAAUCAAGGUGCUGUGUGAGGCGGUUUACUACGCAGUGUGUGUGCACCGCCUGCGUCCAGAGGACCAGGAUGUGCUGGUGGAGUUCCCCCGGGUGGAAAGAGUGGUGCAGCGGGUCCCCAGGGUGAGACCCCCUCAGGGCUUCGCUCUGUCUCAGGCUCGACACCAGGCCCGCAAGGUCCACAUGCUGCACACCAUGCUGAAGAAUUUCCUGGUCUACAUGUUCUUCCUGUUGGUGGUUUUGCUCCUCAACUACUCUGACUCGGCCAAAGACACACACAGCCUGAGACUGCGCACCCAGCUGCAGCGAGCACUACACACACCUGAGUACCACAACAUCAGCAGUCGAGCUGAUGUUCUGGUUUGGCUGAAUGAGUCACUGUUGCCACGGCUACUGGAUGAAUCUGCCCUCUUGAGGGACACAGGAAGCGUGUUGCUCGGCACGCUGAGGCUCCGCCAAACUCGUGACGCGCUGGUUGCAGGGGGUUUCGGGGCAGGAGGCAGUAUUUGGGGAAAGGGGAAAGACGCUGAGAAUCCCGCUGAGAAUCCCACUGCAAACGGUGCGUGGCGUUAUGACGGAGGAGACGUGGUCCUCCAGCUGAACAGGACUCUGCAGGAGGCUUCCUCCUCCUUACAGCAGCUGCAGCAGCUCCAGUGGCUCGACUACAGGACCCGUGCUGUGUUUGUGGAGUUCUCGCUCUACAACAUCAACACAAACCUCCUGGCCGUCUUCUCCUUCCUGUUUGAGUUUCCAGUUUCUGAGCGUGCCCAGUCCAGCCUUGACCUCCUUGUCAUCACUCUGUGGCCAAUCACAGGCCUGGACCUUCAGCUCCUUCUCAUGAUUGUCCUUCUCGCCCUGGUGCUGUACUUCCUGGUGCGGGGGGGCUUGGGGGUCCUCAGAGAGGGCUAUGUGUACCUGCUGUCCACCUGGAGGCUGCUGGGCCUCUGCAAACUGGCCCUGGCAGCGUGUGUGUGCGGGCUGCACCUGAGUCGCUGCACCAUGGCAACACAGCAGUGGGCGGCGUACCUGAAGCAGCCGCGGGAUGCCUUCACUGACUUCCUCCCUCUGGCCCGACAGAGCCAGACCUACACCGCCAUGUCGGCCCUGCUGCUGUUCAUACUGGUGCUCAAGGCGUCCCACCAGUUGCGGUUCUUGAGGGAGUGGGCGGUGUUUGGGAGAGCUCUGCGGCGCUCCGUCUGGGAGCUGCUGGGCAUGGCGCUGGCCUUACUGCUGCUGCUGCUGGCCUACUCUCACACAGGACACCUGCUCCUCCACUCGGUGUAUGGUGGCUACGGCAGUGUGAGCUCCGCCUGCCUGUCGUUGCUAGGCGCUGGCGGCCGCGGUCUGCUGUCAUGGCGACCCAGCUGGGCGACUACAGGCCCCUCCAGCAGCGUCUCUGCGCUGGUGUUCCACGCCAGCUUCGCCGUGCUGCGGCUGGUGUUGCUGUGGUUGGUCACCUCGGUGAUCCUGAGGAACUACCGGCGCGCCCGAGCGGAGCUGUACCGCCCCGCCGUGGAUCUCCAGGACUACGAGAUGGUCGAGCUGUUCCUCAGGCGGCUCAAAAUGUGGAUGGGACUCAGCAGGGCCAAGGAGUUUCGUCACAAGGUGCGUUUCGAGGGCAUGGAGCUCCCCCCCUCCCGUGCGUCCUCCACCAGCGACUGUAAGUCCCUCUGCCUCCCCCCGCUGGACGGUCCCGACUCGCCUCCAUCACCCGACAGCAUCGAUGCGGGCUCUGAGGCCUCAUGGCGCCCAGCCUCCUCCAGCCCCUGCAGCCUGACGGAGGCCCCGGGGAUCGGCCUGGGCCUCGGGCUGGGCCUGGGUCUGGGGCUCGGCCCGGGGGUGGAGACGGGGAGCACCAGCUGGCGCGAGAGAGCCGAGACCGAAGCGUCUCUGCGGAGGCUCCACCCCACCCUGGACGCCCUGCUGCAACAGCUUGACCGCGUCACCAUGGCAACAGAGGAUCUGUACCACAUUGAGUGUAGACUGGAGAAAACCCAGAGGAAGAGAAGGCGUAGAGGGAGAGAGAGGGGAGGUCAGGGAGGGAGGGGCGAGGCGGGACAGGGAGGAAAGGACGAGGACUCCGCUGGAUGGAGGAAGAGCGGCAAGGAAAAACACAAAGGGAGCAAAAAGGGGAAAAAGACGGAUAAAAGUGAACUUCUGAAGGACGACGGAAACACCGCCGUCAACCCCAAAAAGACUCCAGCAGCUACACCCGUUCUGAAGCCCAGACCCUCCUCUGCCGCUGCACACACCCCCGCUCCCCCAGCAGUCAGUGCUCCUCCACCUACACCGGUCGCAGAUAAACCUGCCUCUGACACCCCCCCUCCACCUGUCCCUUCAGAAAUCACUCCCCCUUCUCAUGUCCCGCAGCCCAGACCCCCCUCUGCACCCCCAUGUACCCCCGCUCCUACCCCUUCCUCACCACCCACCCCUGCUCCGACGCCCAGUAGCCGGGACUGGGAGCCCCCCUCCUCCAGCCUGUUCAACCACCCGGCUCACACGACCACCAUUCCAACACGCAAGCGGAAACGUAAACCCCCACCCCUCAAAAACAAGGUGCACCCAAACCUAGACAGGCAGGGCCCCGGACACCCCAAAACCUGAGGAGCAUUGAUAUGGUUGUGAAAAGAAGAUGUAGAAAAAAAUGUUGGGUUAAGGACGAGAGGAGGACGGGGGCAGCAGGUUCUGUCCCCGAGGGGCCCCUCUCUAGACCCAGGAAGAGAGAACUGAGUGGAUUAGAAAGUAAAAGUGCAGAAAGAAAAGAAGAAGAAUCCCAGAGACAGCAGAUGGGGCGAUGAAGGAGGAACAGAAAGCAGUACAAAUACUUUGCAGGUUUAUAAGCAGAAAUCCGUCCAAAUCCCACUCUCAGAAGCUAGGUGCAGGGAACCAGAUGCUAACUGAGCUGGGUUUAGUCAGUGAAGUAAAACAUUGACACCAAGAAAUGCUUUUAUUCCUCAUUUCCCCAGACUAAAAAUGACCCCACGUGACCCUGGAGGUCACGUGGGGUCAUCACUGACAGGAGUGCAUGAACGUACUCACCCAAGGAUUACAACUACGCCAUCCCACUUUUUGUGUAUCUCAGAAAAAUCACGUUGAUUUCUCAGCUAUGUCGUCCGUCUUCGUAUUUUUUAUAUUGUAUAUUUCGGUCACCAUGGGUACUUGUGGCCUGUUUGAAAAAUAGUUGUGUUUCAUGGACCCUUAGUUUGCAUGCAGGCACACAGAUAUAAGCACAUGCAGGUGUACACGUGCAUGGGAAUAACACUGUAGGCACAGACGCGCUAAUGUAACGCGCCAUCCACUCCAGCUCCACUGAGGUACAAGAGAGGAAACAUGUACACACAAACACACGCACACAAGGCUGUUGGGGUCCCAGCAGCCUCUCCUUCCGGGUGCAGGUAUAACCGUCCAGAGUAUGGAGAAAGGGAAGGCACAAGUAGUGACGAGAAGGAGGCGUAGCACAGAGAAAACUAGCUAAAGAGCGUUAGAAUAAACAAAAGUUGAGAAAGCAGAAAGGAACAUUUAGUUCUCCCAUCAUAAAGCUAUACUGACUCCCAGUCUGAUUAUCUUUUGUGUUCGAUAUGGUCGUGAUAAGCACUUUUUUUCUGUUUUAUUUUUUGUAUUGUGGUCCUGAAUAAUAAGCUUGGUGUCCGAACCAACAGAGAAAGCUUCACUCAUACUGUAUCUAAACUAUAAACGUUGCCAAAGCUUAUGUAUGCAUUCCGAGUUUUACCAUGCCAAGUAACCUUUCGUUUUGUACUUAGCACUUUAUUUCCUAAUGGAGCUGAUAUGCCAUAUUUAACUCUCAUGUUGUCAUUAACACAUUAUAAUAACAUCCUAGUAAGUAUUAUCAAGGUGUUACAGCCACAGCUAGACUUUUUGUGUGUGUGUGUGUACUUUUGUCUGCUUGUUGUUCCUGUUUUUGUUAUGUUUUAUUAACAUGUAAUCGUACUUCCUGUGUCCAGUGGGCAGAUCUCAGGGAACCCACCCUUUUGCCCCAUAACCUGGACAGGGAAACCAAAACAUAGGUGCUUUUAAUAAUCUGAGGAAACAUUUAGUGGUGACUUUAUCUUCCUUCUCCCAGACGUAAAUUGGUAGCUAUGUGUGAACGCCCUUAUUUUCAUGGGUUUUAAAAGAAUUUGAGAAAAGAGUGUCUCUUACAAUUAAACCCCGCCUGUAUUAAUCCCUUAAUCAUUUCUGAAGAAGUCUCACAGUUCAGGCUCAAGAAAAAAUACCCUUCUUCCUCCCUGUGUGUACAUUUCUGUAUAUAUUGGUGCUUCGUGGUGUAUAUAUUUUUGCUUUUCAUUAUCAGUAUUGUUUAUGUGCUGCAGUAGCAUAUGCAUUAGGUCAAGCACUGGUGUUGCAAACCCCAAAGUUUUACAUUUCUCCAAUCUAACAGAAAGCACUACAGCCAAAGCUAUAAAUGUGUGUAAUAUGAAUAUGUGUUCACAGUAAGCCAACUCUAAACACCAGGAAGCGCAGCAGGCCUCCACUGGCUCUCUUAUUCUGCUCUGUGUGUAACAAGCUAGUGCCAAAGCCCGCCUCCAUGUCUUUGUGUGGUACGAUGCUUUUUGUCCUAAAACAAAUCACAAAUCAGUUUGAAAACAUGUGUCUAUUCUUUGUAUCUCAUGUCUGUAUUUUGCAGUUGUAGCACUUCUCCUGCUUUUGCACUUGACAAAGUCGAAUAAAGAGUUUGACAGCUAAA
Messenger RNA from Trematomus bernacchii (emerald rockcod), 16126 nucleotides. It is a transcript of the gene pkd1a, whose product is annotated as polycystic kidney disease 1a. NCBI's taxonomy places the organism in Eukaryota, Metazoa, Chordata, Actinopteri, Perciformes, Nototheniidae. The record is from RefSeq and is a predicted model, not a curated record. Gene Ontology annotation, biological process: kidney development. Gene Ontology annotation, cellular component: membrane. The transcript is spliced from 56 exons. The coding region runs from base 205 to 14028 and encodes 4607 amino acids. Gene Ontology annotation, molecular function: protein binding.